UUUAUAUUUAUGAGGGAAUUUAAGGUUAUUAGAGAAUACUGUGCUAAUCUUGAUUUCAACUUUUCCACUUGUUUUUUUUUUGGGGUACAUUUUGAAGACUUUUCCUAAACCUGCCUUAUCUGUGUAAUUUAAAAGUUUUCCUAGUCCUGCUACACGUCCUACAGUGGCAUACUGCUUUCUCAGUGUUAUUAAAUAUCUAGAUGUCUUCCCUGUCUUUUGAAGUUAGCCACUGUGCCGCUGGUAGCGCAGGAUCAAUUCCUCAUGUGAUUUAUCUGUGCUAUGUCUGUAUCCUGUCUGCGGCAGGAAGGGGACAUUAUAGAUAAUGUGACAACAGUGCAAACACGGCACUUUCUUACUGACUGGCUGCACUGGGUUUAAAGUUCAAUCUCUGUGGCUAAUGCAGGAGGCUAAUGAGUACAAGUGAGUGAGCUCAUCAAGGUGACUGCAAGAGACACUUUUUCCUAAAGAAGGACCCAAUUCAUAAGCGUUGUCGAUUGUUUUGAAUGGUGUUCGGUCUCCAGUGACUCUUUGAUCCUUCAGCCUGGCCAGAAUAUUCUGUGAAGGACUCGCAUCCGGACUGUUUUCCUGGAGUUUGCAUCAGGCCUGAGUGGAAUGUUUGGCCAUCUGUAUCUCCAGAUGCGUGUGGAUGCUGGAAGAGGACCAGCGCACUGUGAAUGACACCCACACACACUUCUGCUGUGUAUUUCAGGGACCUUAAUUCAUUCACACAGCUGGGGCACGCAGACAAAUCCGGACUGAUCAAUGGAGUGCAUAUGUGGACAGGCAGCUGGUUCCCAUGAAGAUCAGAUUUACAAUGGGAGUCCAGUAGUGAUCUCCUCCUAUGCCUUACAGUUAGAACUAGACUGCAUUGAUGGAGGAGGAGGGAAUUAUGACAUAGUGAACAACGCUGUGAUCUCAACACCUGGGCCACAAAACCACAGAGCCCAAAAUGUGUCCUUAAAGCAAAGCUGGGAGAUGAACUACCAAGAGGCAGCCAUCUACCUGCAGGAGGGAGAGAACAAUGACAAGUUCUUCAGCCAUCCUCGAAACCCCAAGGCGCUGGCAGCGUACCUGUUUGCCCACAACCACCUGUUCUACAUGAUGGAGCUGCUGACGGGCCUGCUGCUGAUGAAGCUGUCGCUGUGUGAAGCUCCUGCGGUGCCCUCACUGCGCCUGGAUGUCUACGUCCAUGCCACUCUGGAGCUGCUGGCUUUGGUUAUGGUGGCAUUUGAGCUAUGCAUGAAAUUGCGCUGGUUAGGCUUCCACACCUUCAUACGACAUAAGAGGACCAUGGUGAAGACGUGUGUGUUGCUGCUGCAGUUCGUGGAGGCCAUAGUGGUUCUGGUCAGACAGACGUCUCACAUGAGAGUGACCAGAGCUCUCAGACCAAUUUUCCUGGUGGAUUGUAGAUACUGUGGUGCUGUGCGCAGAAACUUGCGUCAGAUCUUCCAGUCCCUCCCACCUUUUAUCGACAUCCUCCUUCUGCUGCUCUUCUUCAUGGUUAUAUUUGCUAUCUUGGGUUUCUGCCUCUUCUCUCCAAACAGUGCUGACCCGUACUUCAGCACUCUGGAGAACAGCCUCGUCAGUCUGUUUGUGCUGCUGACCACAGCAAAUUUCCCUGAUGUGAUGAUGCCUUCGUACUCUAAGAACCGAUGGUCCUGUGUUUUCUUUAUUGUUUACCUCUCCAUAGAGCUCUACUUCAUCAUGAACCUGCUAUUGGCCGUGGUGUUCGAUACGUUUAAUGACGUUGAAAAGAUGAAGUUUAAAUCUCUUUUACUUCACAAACGCUCGGCUAUUGACCAUGCCUUUCAGCUGUUAGUUAGCCGGCAGAGGCCGAUGGGCGUGUCGCUGAAACAGUUUGAUGGUCUGAUGCGGUUUUACAGGCCACGGAUGUCUGCAAGAGACCGCUUCCUCACAUAUAAAGCUCUUAACACCUCAGGAGCUCCGAUGCUCAGUUUACAGGACUUUUAUAAGUUCUAUGAGGUCACUGGCCUUAAAUGGAAGGCACGACGCAGUGGAGAACACUGGUUUGACGACCUUCCGCACACAACCUUCCUCAUUUUCAAAGGCAUCAACCUGCUUGUGAAGUCAAAGGCCUUCCAGUAUGCCAUGUAUGCGGUGGUGGCCAUCAAUGGUGUGUGGAUCCUCGUGGAGACGUACAGGCUGAACAGUGGAUUUUCCUAUUCCAGAUUCGUUCCCUGGAGUUACAUUGUUUUCCUGACCAUUUACGGGGUAGAGGUGUUAUUGAAAAUAGCUGGUUUGGGGCCGAUGGCUUAUUUCAGCUCUGGGUGGAAUCUGUUUGACUUCUCAGUGACAGUGUUUGCCUUCCUGGGCCUGAUAGCUCUCGCCUUCGAUAUGGAGCCAUUUUACUUCAUUGUAGUUCUCAGACCACUUCAGCUGCUCCGGUUGUUUAAGAUAAAGCAGAGGUAUCGGAACGUGUUGGACACCAUGUUUGAGCUCUUCCCCAGGAUGGCAAGUCUGGGUUUGACCUUAAUCAUCUUCUACUACUCAUUUGCAAUUGUUGGGAUGGAGUUCUUUGCAGAUGUGGUUUACCCAAACUGCUGCAACACCAGCACAGUAGCAGACUCCUACAGACAGAUCAACAUCACCUAUGGCAAUAAAACAGUAUUGGAAGAAGGCUACUAUUAUCUCAAUAACUUCAACAACAUCCUCAGCAGCUUUGUUACUCUGUUUGAACUGACUGUGGUCAAUAACUGGUACAUUACCAUGGAAGGAGUAACUUCUAUGACAAGCCACUGGAGCCGGCUCUACUUCAUGACCUUUUAUAUAGUUACCAUGGUGGUGAUGACCAUCAUCGUGGCGUUCAUCCUGGAUGCAUUUGUGUUCCGCAUGAACUACAGCCGCAAGAACCGGGAACCAGUGGAGAACCCAGAGGAUGAGAACGGGAUUGUAUUUGAAGUAGAGGUGAGUCGUGAUGAAGCUCUGGCCACUCUGGAGCUGUACAAACAGACCUGCCCAGGACUGUCCUCUCUCAGCUCUCUGCAGGGAGUCCUACAGACUAUGGACAGGGGAGGGCACACGUCUCUGGUGUACCUCGGUCGCAGGUCCCGGACGAAGAGUGACCUCAGCAUGAAAAUGUACGAGGAGGAGAUACAGCACGAAUGGUAUGCAGAGUAUUCAAGGGAAAACCUGCCUGAGCAAGACCAAAGCCUGGAGCGGGAUCUGGACAGUCCCGUCUCCGACCCGUCUCCUUUCCGAGAGCCUCAGCUCAACUCACAGACUGGACCUCACAGCAUCAACUAAUGCACAGUUCGCAGGCAGCACAACCAUCUCACCGUUUUUUAAUGCAAAGAAACCCCCCCGUCACUCCAGGUCUUCUCCAUGCUCCCCGUUUACCACAAAGGGAAAGUAGUCUGGGGCCUUUUGGACUGUUGAGACAGUGAGACGAGUUAAUGACGACUCCUUCUGGGAGCCGUCACUACGGACAGAAAGACGAGGUCUAAUGCUUGACCUUUUCAAAGACUGCAGCCAAAAUUACAGGGAGCCUGUACUACUACAGUAUGUUGUGUACGUAUACUGGUGUAGGCCUUUUGUGACCUUCUGUAAAUCAUGUAGUACUUAAACCUGAUGCCUUAGUUAAAUGGCUCAUCUGCUCAGUAUUAACACAAACACUACAUCUAAGUUCCUUAAGACCAAAAGUAUAAAAACUGACACUCCUUUUAAGCUUCAACCCAACAAAACAAUUAUGGUGUAUCUCCUAACUAAUG
Centropristis striata (black sea bass) is the source of this 3728-nucleotide messenger RNA. RefSeq names its product two pore segment channel 1 (gene tpcn1). NCBI's taxonomy places the organism in Eukaryota, Metazoa, Chordata, Actinopteri, Perciformes, Serranidae. Gene Ontology annotation, cellular component: lysosomal membrane; endosome membrane. The record is from RefSeq and is a predicted model, not a curated record. The transcript is spliced from 26 exons. Gene Ontology annotation, molecular function: voltage-gated channel activity; monoatomic ion channel activity. The coding region runs from base 763 to 3264 and encodes 833 amino acids. Gene Ontology annotation, biological process: monoatomic ion transport; transmembrane transport.